CUCUGCUUUUAUUUUGAAGGAAUUGACAAAUCGCCAAAGUUUAGCAUUGAGAACGCAUGCGCAGUAGAACAAGCGGGACAAACAAGCUGCCGGCGUACGCGAGCAAAGAAAAAACAUACCUCUCGCAGGCCGAACUGUGGUUGCGGAGAGCCGAGAGCGCCCCAUGGAGGCGGUGCUCAAAAACGUGGCGGGCACCGCGGAGCUGCUGGCGGUGGCGAGCCUGAGCGGCGAGGUGGAGCGAUGGGAGGAACCGACUGUGUCCAGAGCUUUUCAAUGGGCCCGCUACUGCGAGCAUCUUUGUCGCAGGUUCCACGACAACCCCGCGAUAAGGAGGGUUAUAGAGAAGCAGCUGCGGGUUACGAACCACGGUCUGCGAGCCGCCUUCGCGGGAUACGGUGACGUCUCCUUCUCGGACCUCUACCGGUGUCAGCACUUGUUGCUCGUUGGGCUGUUGAAGAAUCCUCAGCUGCCCAUCUCCGUCAUGAAGAUCCUCUUUGACGCCGAGCAGAGUGAGUACCAGGAGGUCACCGGCUACUGCAGCCGCAUCAUUCAAUGCAAAUCCGCCUGUAAGGUCCUGAGUCCUCUCGCAGACUCGUCAGCUGUUGGUGCUGAUGCUGAGGUGCAGGCGGAGAUGCUGAUGGAGCGGUUGGGUGCUCUGCUGAGCCGAGGCGGUGAAGCCCGGCACAUUUUAGACUCCGUCCCGCAGGGAUUUGAAGGAGCAGCAGGACAUUUCUGUGUGGUCAUCGCUGCGGCUCUGCUGAUGAAGAAGAACUCUUCGCAGGACUUUCUCUUGGACUGGCUGCAGAAGGAACAAAGUGUGCUGGAGCAAAUGUGUUCUUCUCUGCCCUCUGCACUCAUCAUAGAGCUGACCAAAAAACAGCCGAAAUUUAGAGAUGCAUUCUGUGAUCUGCUGAAAAAGUGGGCAUCUGAUAUGGAGUACAGCCUAAGUGAGGGUGAAUGGAUUCAAACCAGAAGAAACCCAACAGUGUCCUUCGACAGACUGACUGAGCACUUUUUGGGCUUGUUUGAGACCUGUCCCUCCGUGAGGGUGGAUGUAGAAGAAGAGCUAAAUGCUUUGAAAAUGUCUGAUGGAGACUUUGAUGUCAGGGGUCUGAGUGUGUGGGGAGACCUACUGUCAGUUUUCAACAAGUCAGUCUGAUGACUAUUUAAACAAAGAGAGGCCGACGGGACUCACACGUCUAAAUGUGUUCAUAUCGAUGGGAUGUACUUUUUGUUACCAAAGAAAAUGUGUCUAAAGCACAGAUUAUUGUAAACUUUGUCAAUGACUUAAAGAAAUCAUAUUCUUCUUAUCCGAUUCUAAAAAUAUUUGUUUCCAUCUUAGUCAACGUUAUUGCAUCUCUGCUUGGGUUUGGGCGUUGACAUUCGUAGACAAAUUUAAACAGUUUAAGGAUUUAGUAGAACAUUUCUUAUUUUCAUCUGAUGGAGGUUGUUAACAAGUAGUGUUUUGCUAUGACCAAAACACUAUAAGCAUAAGCAAAUGUUAUUGCCAAUGGCAUUCGAGAAUGUUUUUAAACCCUUUUUUCAAGUUUUAGUAAUUAAAACAUUUUUUCAUCCAUUCACCUUGUAAUAGUGGGAUUGAUGUUUUUUUCAAUACAAUUACUCACAGUGGAAUCACAUGAUGCUUUGAAGAUGAAGAUGUUCUGACCCAGUUCAAUUCUAAUGAAAAGUUGCACUUAAAUUGUUGUCUGAAUAUUCAAGGAUUUAUUCGGCCCUGUAAUUGCCACCUCACUGCCAAAUGAUGUUCUAAAUGUACUUUUGACAAUCAUUCCGUGGUUGCUAAUUUACGAGGUUUAAAAAAAAAACGGUUUAAAAGAAAAGAAAGGCAUUGUAAAAUCCAUUUUUUAUUUACUUAACACACCUAAAAUCAUCUAGAAUUUCUUGCACACCAUCCGUCAAUAUUGCCUCCUCACAACAAAGCGGCGCUCCUCCUGAAUCUCAACGCCGUGAUUUGGCUCGAUGCCAGCGAUGUGACUCCACUGCCAAUUCCCACAUCCCCGACCUCGCCCGCGUGCCGGCCAGGGAUCAGUUAGUCAGAUCAGGCGUCUUCAAUCACAGCCUCCACAAUGGCUGGUGUGUGACACAACUGUGGCAGGCAGCGGAUUAGAGAGCCGGUCCGCCGCGCGCAGGGAAACGCCAACACGGCCACGGCUCGUUUAACACGCCACAAAAGCAAUUCACGUUGAGGCCGACAAGGGUCAGCGAGUAGAGGGAUGGAUGUACACAACCAAUUUAUUUCCACGCAAUGAAGAACAUAUGCAUCCGACUGGUGGGAAACCGACAAUGAUUGAGUGCUGCGGAGGCAAAGAUGUAUGCAAAUACGUUCAUUAAGAUGUUCACCGUGUUAAAUUGGAUUUUAGCCAGUUUGGUAUUGAAAGGAAAUAAAAAAAGGUACUAAAUAAGGAC
Molecule: messenger RNA, 2424 nt
Organism: Gasterosteus aculeatus aculeatus (three-spined stickleback)
Lineage: Eukaryota; Metazoa; Chordata; Actinopteri; Perciformes; Gasterosteidae
Gene: fancf
Product: FA complementation group F
Biological process (GO): interstrand cross-link repair
Cellular component (GO): Fanconi anaemia nuclear complex
Source: RefSeq, a predicted model, not a curated record